AUGCCAGCCAUGUCUGUGGAUCUGCCGGCGCUCUUGCAGAUUUCAGUGUCUCGCAGCACCGAGGAGAACCUCAUUGUCCCUGCACACCGCAGCGGUCUUUCUCGGCGAGCCAGAGAACUCGGAUUGCUGCGAGAGCAGAUCAACAUUGACACAUGGGGUGCUAAGAUGGCGAAUGACUUGUUUGCCCGCCUAUCACCACACGCAAUUGCGAUAUCGGAUCCCAAGCUCUCACAACUGAAACGACUGCAUGUCUUGCUCGGCCGCGCCGUGAUUGACCUCGUUGAUCGAUGGUUCACAGAUCAGACGGCGAACCUACCAGAACGGAUGCCAUUAGAUCCCGAUGAGGAGUUGUUGUUACGAUGGGUUACCAACAGUGGAAAAGUGCCCGAGUACUCUCAACACACCGGUUGCUGGCGCACUGAUAUUCUUUUUGGACGCAGCUCAGACGGUCUGAGUGAUGAGGCACCUCAAGUCUGCGAAAUUAAUGGGAGACUACCACUCAAUGGCAUUCUAGCUGUCGGGCACCAUGCGAGCGGCAUCUCCCGAUUUGGGGCUGGAAAACCCGACUUUCAGUCCAUAAGCAGCUUAGAGGAAUCACGUAAGCGUCUGAUGGACUUUUUCGAUAAGACUAAACCACUCUUUUGCAUCCGCGACAAGUGGCCUGGCGUCGACUCUGCCGUUUUCCUACCUGCCUGGACUGUGACCACAAAUCAACCAACACGCAUUGUUCGCCCAGCCGAUCUGGAGAUACGCCCGGAUGACUCUUCUGUCACAGGACACGCUCUCUGGGAUCGAUCUUCCAACGUGUUGAUACCGCAGUGGUUCGCAGAGAUGAUGCAGGAUGAGUGGGCUAGCCUGGAUCCGGCCGUGGCUCGCCACUUGGCGCUUACCCCCCUCAACGACCUUCGGACCAUUUUACUGGUGCACGAUAAGCGACUUCUGGGAAUCUUACCACAAGAGCUUCCGGGUAUGGUGGCUCGGGGCGUGCUGACGGCUGAUGAGGCCGACAUUGUGGCAGAGGGUAUUGUCGAGACACUUAUUCCUGGCUCUGCGGAACUCCAGGUAUUGUGGCAGAAGUCGGCUGCUGAUUCGACCGUCAAGGAUGGCUUUGUAUACAAGCCUUGCCGUGAUGGGUCUGGAGAAGGCGUCGAACUCGGUCGUAAUCUCACCCAAGAGGAAUGGCUUGCCCGGCUUGAACGACUUGCUGACUCGGACGCCCUGCAACCAAAUCAAUAUUCGGCUGUUAUCCAGCGGCUUGUUGAGCACAAAUGGUACGACUUUGUUCGUCACGAGAUUCCAGGCGCCACAGGACUGGAGGUAGACAGGUUUCAUCUCAUUGGAUCCAUGUACAUGUUUCAGUCACGGAUAUUCUACCCUGGCGUCUGGCGCCUCGGUCUCGAGACACAUCUUGGAUUGAGUCCUGAUAGCCCGGGAAUUGUAAUGAGUGCUGUACGUCUGCCUGACAGGCCGUUGUGUGAUAAAGAUGAGGAAGAGGCGAACAAUUGA
Molecule: messenger RNA, 1506 nt
Organism: Fusarium vanettenii 77-13-4
Lineage: Eukaryota; Fungi; Ascomycota; Sordariomycetes; Hypocreales; Nectriaceae
Exons: 2
Coding region: 1-1506 (501 amino acids)
Source: RefSeq, a predicted model, not a curated record